GACUUCCACUGUCGGAACUUUAACAGUGUGACAUCCAGCGGAAGUAAACCACACAAACGCUAGUAGCAUUAGCUCAAUUAGCUGCAUGCACGUAUUGGAUUUCCUGGAAGACGAUAUUAUUGUCGUAGUGCAGCUAAUUACUUCAUUAAACAACAAUGUCUUCAGUUGAGUAUUUACGAGAGUUUGUCAACGAGCGACUAACUGUUGCUGCUGAAGAAAUAUUCAGAGUUUUUGAGAAAACUAUCGUCGAGUACGAGGAAGAGAUCGAUCGUCAGCGCAAACUGUUGGAUAUCGUUUGGAAACCUGAAAUAAAUCUACACAGGAUAGAGCUCCCACAGCAACAUGUCUGCAAAGAGAAGGAGGUUCUCACAGACCAGCAGCUCUGUAUUCAGGAGAGGAACUCCAGUCUGGACCAAGAGGACCCAGAGCCUCUACAAAUUAAAGAGGAACAGGAGGAACUCUGCACCAGUCAGGAGGGAGAGCAGCUUGAGCAGGAGACUGAAACCUUUAUGAUGACUCCUACUUAUGAGGAAAGUGAUCACAGUGAAGAUCAGACUCUGUACUUUAAUCCUGACAAAAGUGCAGCAGAGACAGAGCUCCCAGCUAGCAUGUGUAUCACUUGGCUUAAAGAUGAAUCUGACUGGGAAAAUCCUGAAGUAUCAGAACCAAACAGUGACCACCAGCUCCUCUCUCACAACUCUCAUGUAGCUGAGAGCCAAGAUCAGAAAGAAGGCAAGAAUGGAGACUCAGGAUCAACUAUUAAGUCUUUCAAAUGCGACACCUGUGAGAAAACUUUUAAGAAAAAGUCACAUUGGCAGAGACACCUGAGAAUUCACACAGGCGAGAAGCCAUACUCUUGCAACACGUGUGGGAAAAGAUUCACGCAGAAAUCAAUAUUGAACGGUCAUAUACGAAUCCACUCAGGUGAGAAGCCGUAUUCUUGUGAAAUAUGUGGGAAGGAUUUCAGAUGUAGCAGUAACCUGUUGAACCACAUGAGAAUCCACACAGGAGAAAAGCCGUUUACAUGCAAAAUAUGUGGGAAAGACUUCCGACAGAGUAGUGAGUUGACAUCCCACCUGAGAAUCCACACAGGCGAAAAGCCAUUUUCUUGCAGUACGUGUGGGAAAAGAUUCACUCAGAAGUCAAUAUUGAACACUCAUGUAAGAAUCCAUACAGGUGAGAAGCCAUAUUCUUGCAAAACGUGUGGGAAAGAUUUCAGAUGUAGCAGUCAGUUGAUACGCCACAUGAGAACACACAUAGGUAAGAAGGAAGCCGUACCUUUGCCAGAUCAAUAUUCUCUUUUACAAUUUUUAGAUACUUCAGCGGUAUGAGUGGGUUUUGAACUCUCUAAUGUUGAGGCUGAGAAACCCUCUCUUGUGGUGUUGGGUCACUUAUUUAGUCAUCCUACUAACUAGUUUUUUUUUGUCUGCAUCAUGUCAUUAAUUGAAAUUUGAAAUUAAUUGAGAGAGCAGAAAUGUUCAGAUGCUUCAAGCUGCCAGGAGUUGUGAAGUCCAUCACUCUGUUUUUUGCAAAAACUGUAAAACUAAUUAAACCUAUCUCCUCCCCCGUUUAUUGCUCGAUUGACACUAUUUUUGCUACGCUUUCUUCAGACUGUCCUCUACAAAUGAUCCAGACAGAUUUUUGAAUUAUUAAAAAUUGAGCCCACAGUGCAUCAAAAUGUUUUACUUUAAACUGCUACUGCAAAUGCUCGCUAAAUAAAUCUCCAAUGUUCUUGAAAAUAAAUGACAAAAUGUUGAUGCCAUGGUAGAUGUUGUGUGGUGGAUUAAUUGUAUCUCAAAAACUGAAUGUUUGACAGUAUUUUUAAUUCUAUCAUGUAGGCUAUUGCAGUCAAUUGAAAUAGAGCAUCUUUAAACUUAAGUUUCCCACUUAUUGAGCAAUACAUCUUUGUAAAAAUAACAAAUUACAGACAUCUCUAUGCUGUCUAGAUGAAGUACACAAAUUCUCCAAAUGUUGUCUUGAUAACUGAAUUUUUGACACUACUUUGAAAUCUGCCUUUACAUGCACUCUUGGUGAGUGCCAGGGUUGGUGAAGUCAUAAGGCCUUUCCCAUUUCCCAGUUUGUACAUCCUUGAUUCCUUUCCUCGACUCAUCUCCUCGCGUCUAAGUCCCUCCCACGGGAGAUGCGAGCGGAGGAGGCGAGGACAGAGGAGUGAAGGCAACAGGCAUUGCAACAAAUGAGACAUCUUUGCCUCGGAGCCGUCAUUUUAAUGCAACGUCAAUUAAAUGUGACUUGUGGCACAGCUGCAUCAGACGUCCAUUGUUUUGUUUUACCAAUGUAUUUUAUGAUCUCUCUCAGAUGUGCAUACAUUGUUCAUGACAACUUAAAGGCUAUAUUUACUAGUACUAAUUCAAUUCACAAUGUGACAUAAUGCAACAAGAAUGAACGGAUGUUGGAUCUUUAAAUUACAGCCUUUAUAUAUUGUAUUGUGUUAAGCACUACAAAUGUUUGUAUGAAAAGUACUAUACUGUACAAAUAAAGAGUGGCAUUAUA
This is a messenger RNA of Sebastes umbrosus (honeycomb rockfish), 2511 nucleotides long. RefSeq names its product zinc finger protein with KRAB and SCAN domains 8-like. NCBI's taxonomy places the organism in Eukaryota, Metazoa, Chordata, Actinopteri, Perciformes, Sebastidae. The record is from RefSeq and is a predicted model, not a curated record. Bases 156 to 1331 code for a protein of 391 amino acids. The transcript is spliced from 2 exons. Gene Ontology annotation, cellular component: nucleus. Gene Ontology annotation, biological process: regulation of transcription by RNA polymerase II. Gene Ontology annotation, molecular function: DNA-binding transcription factor activity, RNA polymerase II-specific; RNA polymerase II cis-regulatory region sequence-specific DNA binding.